AUGAGCAGCGGUCGCUCGCUGUUCGACGAGUCAAACGAGUUCAUCGGGCUGCCCGUACGGGUGCAGCUGCUGGAUGGCACCUCCACAGACGGCGUGCUGUACUGCAUCGACCCGGAGACGGACCACGUCGCACUGCUGUGCCCGACAGCUCAGACCGAUUCGGGCUACAGCGUCAAGGUGUUGCUGACUCACCAUGUCCGCAGCAUCGAGAAGGAGCCACACGGAAGCGCGGACCUCCCCACGCUAGCUGCACUGCAGGAAGAGCUGCGUGGAGACCAAGAGAUCAGCGGCAGCCAAACUUUGGAAGACGCGGCCAGCAUCCAGAGCCGACGCGAACUGCUCGGCCAGUUCUUGACCAAGAACUUUGUGCCGUUCCAGGUGGCGGCGGACGGGGGCGUCGUCGUGUUCGGCGGUGCCGCGACGCUGCGCGCGCCAUUCCGCGCGGCUGAGAGCGACAACCAGCAGCUCCUGCGGUGCAUGCAGCAGCUUCUCGCCCAGUUCGACCAGCAGCAGCACGAACAGACAGCAACAAGCCCCGCGUAA
Molecule: messenger RNA, 543 nt
Organism: Phytophthora sojae
Lineage: Eukaryota; Oomycota; Peronosporomycetes; Peronosporales; Peronosporaceae
Exons: 2
Coding region: 1-543 (180 amino acids)
Biological process (GO): spliceosomal snRNP assembly; spliceosomal complex assembly
Cellular component (GO): SMN complex; nucleus
Source: RefSeq, a predicted model, not a curated record